ACUGGCUCAGUGUGCGACUUACAGUGUGCGGUCGGCGGUGUUUGUGUUAUCAGUGUGCUACCUGCUACCUACCCGGUGGUGAUGUUCGCGCUAAUACUGUCGUGCCAGUUGUGAGGUGUCAGUUCUGUACGAGCGCUGUGACGACUGCUGGAGCGUAGUUCGGGGUCCUACGAACGGGUAUCGUGAGUGUCGUUAACUGUCGAUAAGUUACACCGAGCGACUCGUUAUCUGAUCGAGUUUCAUCUGAAGAGUGUAUCCCGGAGUGAUGGAGUGCUAGUUGAAACUGAGUGAAGAACGGAAGUGAAAUGGCGGAAGGUUCCCACAAACUGGGUCGGAAGCUGUCGCGGCGGUUGUCGCUCGUCACCAAAGUCCCCAACUUGAUCGGGUCCAGACUCAAGUCGGAGUUCGGAUCCCGGGACUCGUUGGCUGUCAGGAGGAGACAGCUGGAGAUAACAGUCAUCGCCCCUGAUAAGAGCCAGAGGAUCCUGCACGGCCAGUCUCCUGAGACCGUGUGCGGCCUGAUCUCUCUGCUGCUGGCCGAGUAUUGCGUGGUCUCUCCGCGGCUGUCAUUAGCCGGCUCCCAGGCCGAAGUGGACCCUUGCGCCGAUAUAUCGCUGCUGGAAGGAGAUGUGCUUAUUGUCGAGGAGGGCUUCCAGGUCCGCGAUCCCAGAGGCGAGUACGAUCCACGAUACCGCUUGUCCGAGGAGUUUUGCCGCGAAGAGGAGAACUAUGUACAGGCGCUGCGCAGCGCUGCUGAACUCUACGGAUAUCCACUUCGCAAGUCGGGCUGCCUCAGUACGGUUCAGCACGAUUUAGUUUUCGACCCAGUGGCCACUCUUGCCUCGGCGUGCGCCAUUCUUGUCCAUCAGUUGAAGCAAGUGCUACUGAUCUGGGAUAGUUCUCAUUCAUGCGUUGGCCAGCUGUUCAGCCGCCAGUGGUGGUCCCAGUACGAGGAAUACCAGGAGAUGUACCGCCGCACCCGACAGUUCCUGAGGGACAAGACGGUGACGGAUGACGACUUCCUGGAACUGUGCAAGCUACGUCGCGGUGCUGCCACUUACUCCCUGCCCGCCCUCCUAGACUUGCCGGUGCAGAGACUGGCGCAGUAUGAGCAGUACUUCCAGUCGCUGUUGCAGGAGACAUCCCCUGAGCAUCCAGAUCACGAGAGUAUCGCCCGUGCCAAAGUCAGAGCUAAACAGGCUGUGAAAAGGGGCCAGGAAGAGAGUGACCUAGAGAGGAUACAGGACCUGUUCCCUAACGAUUGCCUCCGUCUGUACGAUAAGGAUGUUGUAACCAUGAAGAUGAAAGGGUUGAUGCGCAAGCGGUCCAGCACCGCAGCCCGCCUCCAACGGGCUCUGUCCGCCAAGUCCUUGAGGCCAGAGUCUCCGCCUCCGCCCCCGCGGCCUGUAGCGCCCGUGGACAAGCGGACGUUCAUCAUGGAGGCCCCUGUUCAGUUUACCACGGGAGUGCAGAGCCAGGAGCGCCACCUCUUCCUGUUCAAUGACUUGCUACUAAUAGCUAAGGCUAGGACAGGUGGCAACUUCAAGCUAAAGGAUAAGGUGCGAGUAUCAGAGCUGUGGUUGAGUCGGAGCUCCCUGGACGAUGUCACAGAACUCAACAAGUCAGCUGACAUCAGCUUCGUGCUUGGCUGGCCUACAACUAACGUCGUUGCUACCUUUACAACUCAGGCUGCCAGAGACCUCUGGUGGAACACGCUGCAAGAUGUCCUCAGCAAGGAGAAAGAGAGAGAACCCAGGUCUACCAACAUCCAGGUCACCUACUAUGAUCUCUCCACCGCCAUUGAAUAUUGCAAGACAUUCAGCGUUGGGCCUGAGGAAACGGCAAGGGACUGUAUCAAGGUGGCGCUGGAGCACCUGGAGAUGAGAGGGCUGGAGCCAUCUCAGUUCCAGCUGUGGGUGAAAACAGCACGUGAGGAGGCACCGUACCCUCUGGUGGGCCACGAGCGCCCGUUCGCCAUCAAGUUGAGCUGUCUGCGCGACGGCCUCAGCAGUGAGGAAGGCUUCGACCUGGACCACUGUAACAAUGUACACGACCCCCUCGCACGCUGCCACUUCAUACUCAGGAACACGGUGAAAUCAUGUGACAAUGAGGUGAAGAAGAACUGCAAGAAGUCGACAAGCAGGAUGAGGAUAGGUCAUGUGUUCCGGCGCAGUCUCAGCAAGGACAACUCUGGCUGUCUGUUUGGGUUGCCCUUAGCCAAGAUCUGCGAGGGAGACAACCUGCCCAGGCCUGUUAUGUCGAUGCUGCAGCAGCUUCUAGCUAAAGGGCCGUUCACGCAGGGAAUAUUCCGCAAGUCAGCCAAUGCCCGACUGGUGCGAGAGUUGCGGGACAAACUGGACAGUGGAGAGUCGGUAGUGUGGGAGCACGUGCCUGUACUGGUCACUGCUGCCUUGCUCAAGGACUUCUUGCGCUCUCUGCCCGAUCCUCUCCUCACCAGCCAACUCUACCCUCAGUGGAAGGAGGCAGUGGACACACAGAACACCCACUACAAGCUGCUUAAACUGAAGGGGAUCCUGUCCCAACUCCCCAAGUGUAACCACAGCUUGCUCUGCCACUUCCUGUGUAUCUUGCACCACAUCUCACGGCGGUCUCUGCACAACUUGAUGUCUGCAGCCAACCUGGGUGUAUGUGUGGGGCCAUCACUCCUGUGGGCGGACGGUGGAGCGGGAGCUGUGGGGGAGGAUCUGAGAAUUGUUCCUGCCCUCGCCGAGUGUCUGGUCACCCAUUGCCAGGUGCUGUGUGGCACUCACAUCCCUCACCUGUUGGGUGACCCACGUGACUCAGGCACUGAGGAGUCAGAUUCACUGCGAAGGGAUGACUCAUCUAUCGAUAGCCUGGAGUGUAGUCCUCCACCACGCAAGGACAAGAUCUCGUUAUCCAGGGACUCUGGGCUGACCAUGUCCGACUCCCAACUGUACACUCCAGAUGAGGAGGAGAGCGGCUCCAGCUCCAGUGGCUAUGACCCCGCCUUCGACUCUCACACCAAGGUUACCUCAUCCCUGUCAGUGCCAGCCGAGUAUGUCAGGGUGUAUGGAGGGUGGGAGGAAAGACUGAACCCCAACUUCCAGCGACAGGCUUGGUUCAGGCAGCGAUCCCGGAGACUCAGUUCUAUCACCCCCACUACCAAGAUAGAAGAGGCAGUUCGCAGGAGUGCUUCGGAAGAAUCGCUAUUAGACUCACCUCCUCCACCGACACCUCCUCGGAGAUCGAAACCGGAAGUCAUACCUGAGGUUCCUUCACCGAGGAAACCAGCUGAUCCUGUCAAGUGUACGGAUAUGAACGGGAAGUGUAGUGAAGUUACAGUGAAUAAGGACAGAAUGGACACCAGCUACAAAGCUGAGAUUUCAGUCAAGGGAUCGGCCAGAGAGCAAUCGUUGAUGUACGCAGAGGACAAGUUCGGUAGACAUCCGCCUUUGAGGAAAGUGACAGCUGUUCAUUGUGAAGUAAUUUCGGACCAAACUCCCAAGUCGCUUUACAAGGAUGUUUCCCACUCAUCCAUCUAUGGUGUAAACGGCGUGAAAAAGCUCUCACUCAGCAGUGCAGACAUAAAUUUCAGCCCGGUGAAGUCGUCAGAGCAGAGUUAUGUAUCUUCGAGAUCAGGGGAUCUCAGUUAUUCUCCUCAGAGGAUACAAGAAACCUACAGCCCCUUGAAAACUGCAGACACUUCGUUCUCCAGAUCACUGGAGCAAUCCUACAGCUCGUCGAGCCUGUACAACCACUCACAGCGAUCUGCCGACUCAAGCACAGUGUCUGACCAGAGCACAUACAGUUCUCCCAAAGUCACAGAAAAAGUGGUGUUGGGGUUCGGAGCUGGUGACUACUACUACGCUACCAAGGGUGGUGAAGAGGGCGUGCAAGGAUCGGAAUGUGAUGACUCGAGCACCUUGUCCGAUGACGAUUGCACACCUCACGUCUCAAGGUCCAACUCAAGAGGUAAUGAGGUAACGACGAAGUUGCGACAUUUGCCACCGGUCCAUGUGGAUACCUGUUUCGUGCGAGGGAGACUAAAGCGCAAGGAGGAGCGUGCAGCGCACAGAUCCCGGUCCCUCCCUCCCCCUCCUCCAUACAGACCUCCUCCACCUGCCAAUCAGAACCGAAGGGCUCCGAUCACCUCUUACUACCUGGGUGACUGCAGUCAAUCGCAGAGGUACAUAGUCACUAGGACCUUUGUAGACGAAGAGUCGUACGUCUGACAUUAGAUGUAAAACAACAUUAGUAAGUGUUCACGCUCGAUAUUGAUAAUGUUUCAGUCCAAACCUUUCCAGUAAUCAUGUUUUUAGUCAUGUUUUUUAAGUUAAAUUAAAGUUUUGUUAUGACCCUAGGGAGUUAAUUUUCAAAUAGCUUAGUGGUUUGCCAAUUGCAACUGAUAGAAAAGAGUGUUAGAGUUACAUAUUUAAUUCUUCUUGAUUGAUCAAUGAAAUGGGUUCCUUAGUUUAUGUUUAAGUACCAUUUUCGUACACUUAACUUUAGUGGCAAGUUUUUGUGUUUGUCAUUAUAAAAAUUUCAAUGUCUUGUGUGGUCCUUUCUAAUUUGUUAUGAAAUCUAAAACUUUUCGUAAUUUCUGCAAUAGUUGUUUGUGUACAUAUUCUGUUCUUAUGCUCAAGAAGUUUGUUAAGUUUUGCAAAUGUUUUAUUUUUAACCCCACAGAUACGAUUGUCAGUAAUAGAUAAUGUUAUGAAUGAAAAUACUUGUAAAUAGUUCUACAAUUCAAGACUGGUUUAAGAUAUUGUUUGUAUUACCAUGUUGUAAUGAUUAAUCAGCAGAGUUAAGAUAUGUUCGUUUGGUUUCUCAUUAAUGUACACUUAGACUUGGUGUUAAAUGUUACCACCUUACAAAUUACGUUAGUUAUUAAUGUCAGUAAGUUGUUAGUUAGGCCUAGUUUACUGUCAUCAAGAGGGAAUUCAUCUAAUUGUAAAACAUUGUUAUACAAUAAAUUGUAUAAUAUUUAAUGAGCUGAAGUGAGAGCCACCCAGGAAGAUAACAUAGUAGGGGAUAUAAGACAGGCCUCAAUUAAAUAAAAAAUUAAUUUUCUUUGUUGGUUUAGUUCAAAAACGUUUGUUUUUUGAUACUUGUUAAUGAUUGAAAAUCAUGGCAGUGAUUAAGCAAUAAAUCAAUAAAAUCUUUUUAUUAUUUUAUUGUUUAAAGUUAAAUUGUAGAAUUUAUUAAAAAUCACUAUCUAUGAAAAAUGUAAAAAUGAAUGACUAACUAAUUUGCUAUUUGGUGUUAGCAAAUAAUUCAUGAAACUGAUUCAAACUGUUUUAAAUCUUGUAACAUUUAAAGUAUGCAGUAUUAACAAUUAAAUGAUUCCAAUGUACAAAUAAAUAUAGUUUAAUAUUUUAGUCUUCCACUUAGAAUUAAUAAAGAACUGUGAUUCUGAUGUAAAUAGAUAGCUUAAAUCAGUACAUUUAAAUUACCAAAUUAUAUAUUGUAAAUGACAAAUGUAUGGCCAUAUUGUACACGGCUUGUUUUUAUAUUAAGAACAUGUGUCAAUAACGUAUCUUGUCCAAACCUGUAUAAAAAGUCACUAGUUAAGAUUGACUAAGAGUAUUUUGUUUUUUAAUGUUAUGUGAGAUAUUAAAUUCUUAUAUACCCAA
Molecule: messenger RNA, 5615 nt
Organism: Homalodisca vitripennis (glassy-winged sharpshooter)
Lineage: Eukaryota; Metazoa; Arthropoda; Insecta; Hemiptera; Cicadellidae
Product: rho GTPase-activating protein 20-like
Exons: 18
Coding region: 306-4214 (1302 amino acids)
Biological process (GO): signal transduction; regulation of Rho protein signal transduction
Molecular function (GO): guanyl-nucleotide exchange factor activity; GTPase activator activity
Source: RefSeq, a predicted model, not a curated record